GUCCGUUCAUUAUAUAGAAAUCUUUAACUUACGAAUCAUCCAACUUUUUUCCAGAACUCCGCUUCAAAACUCCCUUCAUGAACUAUGGGCACUUCUCAACUUUCUAGUGCCAGAUGUAUUCGCCAACUCAGAGCAAUUCGAUGAAUGGUUCAAUCUUGACAUUGAUGACAAUGAUGAAAAGAAUCGCCUGAUUUCCCAGCUUCAUAAAAUUCUUCGCCCCUUCAUGCUUCGUCGCUUGAAAAAAGAAGUCGAAACAAGCCUACCGCCAAAACACGAAACAAUUUUAUUUACUGGAAUGAGUGCGAUGCAAAAAAAACUGUACCGGGAUAUUCUCAUUCGAGACAUUGAUUCCAUUCAAGGAACUUCUGGUAGUCGUACUGCAAUUCUGAAUAUUGUAAUGCAGCUGCGAAAGUGUGCCGGGCAUCCUUAUCUGUUUCCUGGGGUUGAAGACCGCACCCUUCCCCCUCUAGGAGAACAUUUAGUGGAAAACUGUGGGAAAAUGGUGCUCCUUGAUAAACUACUCAAGAGGCUCCAAGAACGGGGAUCUCGCGUUCUUCUCUUCACGCAGAUGACUCGUAUAUUGGAUAUUAUGGAAGAUUAUCUUGUCAUGCGUCGCUUUCAGUACUGUCGCAUUGAUGGAAACACGACGUACGAAGUUCGCGAGAACUAUAUUGAUGCAUACAACGCUCCAAAUUCAGAGAAAUUUGUAUUUCUCCUUAGUACAAGAGCUGGUGGCUUAGGAAUCAAUUUACAAACAGCAGAUGUAGUAAUCCUUUACGACUCUGACUGGAAUCCACAGGUGAGUUACUCUAAUGUAUGAAGGCACCUGCUGAUAUUGAGAUUGUGAAUAACAUCUAACAUCUCGAGCAUAUAUUGUUUAUUGUUGAAAAGGCCGAUUUACAAGCGCAAGAUCGUGCGCAUCGUAUUGGACAAAAGAAGCAGGUACAGGUUUUUCGACUAGUGACGGAACAUACCAUUGAAGAGAAAAUUGUUGAAAGAGCGCAACAAAAACUCAAGCUUGAUGCGAUGGUCGUCCAGCAAGGCCGUCUAAAAGACAAAGACAAGUUGUCUAGAAACGAACUACUUGAAGCAGUGCGUUUUGGUGCUGACAAAAUUUUCAAAAGUAAAGAUUCAUCCAUCACCGACGAAGACAUUGAUCUAAUUAUCAACGCUGGGAAAAGGAAGACACAAGAACUCAAUGAUAAAUUUCAGGCUGCCGAUAAAGGUGACCUUCUUGACUUCACACUGGACGGAAAUAGUAAUAUGCAAACCUUCGAAGGGGUGGACUAUUCAGGGAAUGCUCUAGCUGCUGCCAAAGCGGAAGUUGGGAUGCUUGGAAUACUAGAUCUAGGUAAACGUGAGCGCAAGACUGUUGCGAACUACAACGAGAACAAACUGUACGCAGAUCAAGUUGCUGCGAUACAGGGUAGUAAACCGAAGGAAAGGAAAAGAAAAAAACCCAUUCGUCUCCCAAAAUCUCUGCGUUUACCUAGAAUGGAAGAAUGGCAAAUGUUCAACAGGACACGUUUGCUGGCAAUUCAAGAAGAAGAGGAAGCGGCAUUCCGGGCAUUACCUGAAGAGGUACAAACCGCAGCAACUGCAAAGAAAAAGGACAGAUUCAAAGACGACUCUAUCGUCACAGACGAAAACGUAGCUAAUGCGGUAAACGCUGAACCUAGUACAGCAGAGACGGAGGAGACAAAUCCCGAAGAAAAGCAUGUUGAGCUUCCGCCUCUGCUGAGUGAGGAGGUUCAAAAAGAGAAAGAUUCUCUACUAAAAGAAGGCUUUCUUGGAUGGAGCCGUGUGAAUUAUACAUCAUUUAUUAAAGCAAGUGCCAAAUAUAGUCGUUCAGACUUUGCCAAGAUAGCUUCUGAAGUUGGGAAGACGGAGGCUCAAGUUGUUGAAUAUUCAACUGCAUUCUGGGGAGAAAUUGGGAAGGAGCGAUUUUCUGAACACGAGUAUACUCGUGUAAGUAAUCUAGUUGCGAAAGGGGAAAAGAAACUUGUCGAUAUGAAGGCACUCAGGCAAAGUCUGAAAGUUUUCAUUUCCCUCUUCGACAAUCCCUGGGAAAAGCUCGAAUUUACUCAUGUCAACACCAAAGAUAAACUAUUUUCUGCCGACAACGAUCGGUAUCUGCUUUGUUGGACCCACAAGGUGAGCUCAUCUCUGCAUGAAUCGUCACUCCCUCGUGCUUCCUUCUAUAUCUAACAGGUAUCCUGUCCGUUUCCUUUUUUAUAUGCAGUAUGGUAUCGGACAAUGGGAUGCGAUCAAAAUGGCUAUCAGAAGGAGCCCACAGUUCCGGUUUGACUACUUUUUCCGCAGUUUGCCGGUUGACGUCAUUGGUCGUAGGUGCGAGACGUUGAUGAAAGCAACGCUGAAAGAGGUGGAACUCCUAGAAAAGAAAAUGCGAGAAGAUAUGGGUUUGCCAGGAGAGGUAAAAGAGGGGACUAGUCUUCCGCCCAUAAAACUUCCCAGAUUCAGAGAUAUGCAAAGGACUUUACGAGCAAAAAAGAUUCAAAAAAGGGAGAAAGAMAAAAACGAUCUCGAGGAAAAAGUUGAAAAUUUAGAGCAUCAGAUAGAAGAAAUUCAAAACCGACUAAAACAAUUGAGUAAGGAUCCAGAUAUUCAGAGAGAGAACGUUUCUCGGAAUGGAGAUUCUACCACGGAACGAGAACCAAGCCAUCCGGUGCCUGUUUCUCCUCCGUCAGCUACGACAGAAGACGCCGUUGCAGUCGACGAAUCGAAGGGUGCUAUUGGUCCAGACGGUACUUUCGUCGAGUUUCCUCAAUAUGAUGGGUUGAUACCUCCUAAGGAGUACAAGAAGGCAUUCGCCCAGUUUUGUCAGAGGACGCGUAAAUCGGUGAAGAAUUCACUAGAUCCCGAAGAAAGGAAAAAUAAGGAAAAAGUGAACAGAAUCUUGCGAGAGCGAUUCACUGCCAUGYCAGACGAAGAACGGCAAGUGUAUCGCGGCUGGACUGCUUGGGAUAAGUUGAGGUAUGCGCGGGAUCUUGAAAUAUACGAGAAAACCAAUCAAUCCGAUGCUGUUGGCAACGAAGCAAAUGAACAAAUUACAAUCCCAAAGAAACGCUCUGCUGAAGAUAGCAUUGCCUCUGUGCCCAAAAAGAAGAAGUUUUGAGUCAUUAUCUACUGCGURCGAGGUAUUGCGAAGACUA
Molecule: messenger RNA, 3173 nt
Organism: Pseudo-nitzschia multistriata
Lineage: Eukaryota; Bacillariophyta; Bacillariophyceae; Bacillariales; Bacillariaceae
Source: the annotation of a GenBank genome assembly